AUAUCCAAAGCGGAGAUGAGACUAAAGAGAAGCUCUAAGAAAAAAAUGGCCAUACCGCCCCCACCGGGACCACCGCCUCCGCCAGGGCCCCCGCCGCCACCGGCCAUGGGCGGCUUGAAGCUGGGCGGCGGCGGUGGAGGCAAAGGUGGCGCAGAUCCACGCUCUGCCCUGCUCAGCUCCAUACAGAAGGGCACCAAGCUCCGCAAGACGAACACUGUGGACAAGAGUGGGCCAGCGAUUUCGGGCAAGGUCUGUGGGGCAGGCGAUCCUGCUGCAGGAGGCGCCAAGCGAACCCUCAACAACAACAACACCAACACCAGCAACAACAACAGCAGCAGCAGCAGCAGCGGCGGCAGCAGCAACGGCCUUGGCAAUGGAGCGCCGAAAUUGGGGGGCCUGUUCGAAGGCUACUCGCAAAUGCCGAAGCUGAAGCCCGUGAACGGCUAUCGCAGUAGCAGCAGCAGCGGCAGCGCCUCCACCACCACCAGCGCUCGGAGCGCGGCGGCCGCGUCACCAGCACAACAGCAACGAAGCCACAGCCCCCCCACAGCGGCCACUGCCGCUGCCGCUGCCGCAGCCAGCAACGGACCCAUGGACUUCAACACAGAGCUGGCCAUGCACCUAACACUGAAGCGCCAGAAGGCUCAGCAGAAGCAGCAACAGUCGCCGCACGCACCCAGCGCACAUAUCAAUGCCACAGAAGCAAAUCUGAAAACAAAUCGUGGACCUCCACCGCAACCGCCAAAGCAAACCAACUCAAGUGAUUCGAUAUUGGAGCGCAUGAACAUCGUACCCCGCCCUGCCCCGCCACCAGCUGCUCCCGUCAAAGCCGCCUCGCCCACACUCUCGGAGAGCGGCAGCAACAGCAGUGCCAGUGCCAGAGCCAGUGCCAGUGCCACAGUCAGUGCCGGCGGCAUUGGCAGCGUCAAGAGCAAGGCGGCCAAUCUGAAUAUCUCAUUAGGGAAUAGUUUUGUAAAUAGUUCGAUGGCAAAGACCACUGCGAGUGCCUCCACGACGUCGCUGAACUCUAGCAAGACGUCCGCGACGGGAUCGCUGCGCAACCUGGCGCCCAAUAAGUCAACGCUAUUCGGUGGUGCUGGUCCUUCUAGUGGUGCUGGUGGUGGUGGUUCGCAGCAAACCUCGCCCCCCUCGACGGCCAGCAGUACGCCCACACCGCCGCCGCCUCAACCGCAGUCCCAGACUCAAUCGCAGUCGCAGUCGCAGCAGCAGAAGCCGGCCAUCAGCUUUGGCAAGCCAAACUUUGCUCCGAAGCCGCCGGGGCUCCAGCAGUUGAUUCUGGUCAACGGACAGCAGCGCCCGGCGGUGACGCGGCACCACAGCAUGAAGUCGCCCAGAUCUCCGCCAGCGGCCGGGCCUUUGUUCCCCACCCAGCAGCAUUUCGGGACCAUGCGGGCUGCGCCACAGCUGCAGGGCAGCGACGGCAGCGUCGCCAGCAUGCGCUGUGCCCCCAAUCCACCAAAGUCACGGCCAUCGGUGAAGCCCCCACCACCGCCGACACCGGCGCGCAGCUUCUCCAAUAGCAAUCUGAACAACAUCGGAGCUGGAGGAGCAUCUGCGGCGCCGUUUAGUGCCGUGAACACGGCCCUGGUGCAGAGUGCGGCGUGCACGACGCAAGCCUCCUCGUCGCCCAUCACCCAACCGCCCUCCAGUUCGAGCAGCAGCAGCAGUGUGGCCGCCCUGCGCGACCAGUUCCGUGCGGUUGGCAUCGGGAACGGUAUGAACGGUGGGAAUGGCAACUCCUCGCCACCACUGCCGCCGCUGCCUGCCCCAGCGUCCGUCUCGUCGGCCUCCUCAUCGGCCACGGCCAGCCCCAAAUCAUCGACCGUCAGGCCGAUCAUUUUGAAUGGGGGCCCCAUCAAUCCACCAGCCCCGCCGCCCCACCGCAGCUGUCCACCUCCACCACCGCCGCAGCGACAAUCGAGCACUGCUGGAUCCGGAUCUGGGUCGGGAGCUGGAGCGCCAGUGCCGCCACAGCGGCACUCAUCCAUACGGCCAAAUGCACCGCUGACGCCACCCACGCACAUGGCCAACGCCUCGCAUCAGUUUGGCAGCAAUUCCGGACUGUCGGCAGGAGGAGGAACAGGAACAGGAACAGGAGCAGGUUCAGGAGCUGCAGCUGCAGCAGCAGGAGCCACUGUGGGGCGUCUGGUCAUCGAUCUGGAGACAAAGUUCGGGAAGCGAUUCCACAAUGUGACCGAGUUCCCCAAGCCGCCGCCGUUUCUUAAUAUACAAAAAAUCUAUCCUAGUCGAACGUUUAAGGCGAGCAACGGUAUGUAGUCGUGUGUGAGUGUGUGGGUGUGCCUGUUCUGUGAGUGUUUAAAAUACAUGUCAAUGUAUAGUAUAUAGAGAAACGCAUCAACACAACCACAUGCACAUGCAUACAUAAGUAUAUGUAUAUGUAACUGCAAUUAUUGUUAUAUACACGCAUGGAAUGCUGUUAUAUAAUUAUGUAAUUAUGUUUCUCAAGGCACACGCUCCGGCAUUUCGCAUACAACGAUUCUUAUCUUUUAUACAAUAUAUAUUAGUAGUAUUUUAUUUUAAACGUGUAUUACUUACUUACUAUGAUUAUGAUUAUGAUUGUUUAACAAACUGAAGACCCCCCAAUCCAAUCCAAUCCAAUCCAAUCCAACACACACGCAUAUAUUAUAUGUUAUGAUAACCAGGAGAGUUUUAGGAAUCUUUUUGGAUUAUUGUUGUUUUAUUUUACUGUUAACGAGCCAAUAAAUAAAUGUAUAAAGAAUGUAGAAGCAUCGCUGCCCAGGCAGUUCGAAGCGAAGAAUGUUAUUUUGUAUAUUGCAUAAUCCUAAAGUUGAAUAGCUUUAUCCAAACAUAAUCUAUUUUGAUACCAUCUAAUGUUAAUGUUUGUUAAAUUUCAAAACAAAGUUAGGGGGAUGGAGAUCGCAUUAUGUAUGCAGAUCCUCUCCAUAAAAUAUGUUAACCGAAACGCGAUAUUACCACUAAGCACACACACACACACACACAAUAUUAUUACGCAUAGCUAUAUCUGAUAUAACAUAUCCUAUAUCCAUGUAUAUGUAUAUGUACUGUGUGUGUAUAUGUAAAGAGAAGAGUUCUUCCACAUCCCCCCACUCAAUCGAUCCACACACACACACACAAAAAACAUUUGUAAUACAUGUAGCUCCUGCUUUUUAAUUGUAUCCCCAUUAUAUAUAUAGUUUUUACCUAUCUGUACACACUCACACAUCUCUGCUACAUAUAUGCAUACACACACAUAUUUUAUAUAUCCGAUCCGAUAUCCGAUGAGAUGAAUUUUAGUUCUAGUAUGCAACAGGCACAUUACGAAUAUAAUUGUUUGUUUUAAUUUUGAAGUUAUCUUUUGAUGGAACAAUAAACCAAAAUUCAAUUGGAUUUACAUACGUCAACAUGU
This is a messenger RNA of Drosophila guanche, 3409 nucleotides long. It is a transcript of the gene Vrp1, whose product is annotated as WAS/WASL-interacting protein family member 1. Gene Ontology annotation, molecular function: actin binding. NCBI's taxonomy places the organism in Eukaryota, Metazoa, Arthropoda, Insecta, Diptera, Drosophilidae. The record is from RefSeq and is a predicted model, not a curated record.